AUGCCACCACCACCACCACCACCAGGAGGAGGUCCCUACGGCGGUGGACCACCUGAUAAUGCCUAUGGUGCAUCCACAGGCAAUGCUUACGCCAAUCGCAACGUUUCUCUUGGUCGAAAACAAACAACUCUUGGUCGAGCACCUACUCGACGUAUUGUGCCUGGAGCCAACAGUAUUGCCAAUGCAGGCCAAAAUAUCCAACGUGGUCGUACUUUGAUUCGACCCGAUCGAUACCAAGAACCCCCACCGCUAUUGACAGGCAAAUCCCAAAAGAGUCAUUCUUGGUUUGAUCCUUGGGUGUUACUUUCACGCAUCGUUACCUUUUGGGCAUUACCCGGAAUGCUUAAAGCCAUGAAGAUGCCUGAUCCUGGUAUGCAACAAGCCUGGAGAGAGAAGAUAACAUUGUGUUUCCUUAUUGCUUGUCUUGGUGGUGUCGUCGCUUUUAUUACUAUUGGUGUCAGCUCUGUAUUAUGUCCACCUGAUGCAUCACAAAACCUUGCCAACUUUGCAUCAUACAAUGACACAGCAACAAGUGCUGGUCUAUUGGGUGUUCAAGGAUGGGCCAUUAAUGUCUCUCAAGCUGUUACUUCGGAUGAUGCCAACUUUUUCAAGUACACGGAUGUCCCAGGCACUGAUGUCACCAAUCUCUUUCAGCAUGGCACCGAUAUUCCUUCUUGCCAGGAUACUGGAAACCCAACUGCCAACGCUUUCACCGCUGUCACUUUCAACCCUUGUUCCGCUGGCAACGGCAAUGGUGGUUGCUCCCUCGGCACUAUCGAUGAAUCCACCUUCAGCAGCAUCAAGGUUGAGAAUACAACACGUCGUGUCGGCUACGACUGGAAUUACCUUGCAAGCUCCAACUUGACAUCCUACUUUGUUAUCGACGGCAAUGUACUCAACAUGGAGCCCUACAUGAACGCCAAUCCUUCAGCCAUUGCGGGUGACCCUCUCGAUGCGUUGAUUCGUGAUGUGCUCAAUAGCAGCUAUGCAGCUGGUGGUCGUGAUGCUACCAAGAUGUUUAGACGUCGUACCGAGUUUGAGGCAUCGAUGGAUUGUUUGAUUGCAAAGUACAAGGCUGGCAACAUUGACAAGGCUACACCAGGUUGUUUCGCAUCUCAAUUGAUUCUCUACUUUGCUCUUGGAUGUGUGCUUUCCAUUGUGUUGGCUCGUUUCUUCAUGGCUUUGAUCUUUGCAUGGUUCAUCUCUCGUCGUUUAUCACGCACUCCUCCCCCUGUUGCUGGUGCCGCUGCCACAGUGCAUCAUAAUCAAUCUAUGGAAAUGGGAGCUAUCGGUGGUGCAGCUGCUGCUGGUGCAGGCUUGAGCAAGCAACUGGUUGAAAUCGGCAACGACUUGUAUACAGUAAUGUUGAUCACUUGCUAUUCCGAGAAUACGGAAGGUAUUCGUGGCACCGUUGAAUCUUUGUCGAUGACCGAUUAUCCCGACGAUCGCAAAUUGUUGUUCCUGAUUGCUGACGGCAUUAUUACUGGUCACGGCGAAACCAUGACAACACCCGACAUGUGUCUCAGCCUCAUGCACUUCGAUGAUCCAGCCAUGGCAAACCCUGAAGCUAAGGCUUACAUUGCUGUUGCAAAUGGUGCCAAAAUGUACAAUCGUGCAAAGGUUUACGCAGGUCAUUACGUUUGCAAGGGCCACAAAGUUCCGAUGAUCUUGGUUGUAAAGUGCGGCAAUCCUGAUGAAGAAGGCGGUGCUAAGCCUGGCAACCGUGGCAAGCGUGAUUCCCAGCUUAUCCUCAUGAAUUUCUUCAGCCGUGUUACUUACAAUGAUCGCAUGACACCUCUUGAUUAUGAUCUUUUCCAAAAGAUCCAUUGGCUUAUGGGUGCCACUCCCGACUUUUUCGAAUUAUGUCUCAUGGUGGAUGCUGAUACCAAGGUCUAUCAAUCAGCUUUGCGUUAUCUCGUCAAUUGUAUGGUCAACGAUAACUUGAUUAUGGGUCUUUGCGGUGAAACCAAGAUCGCCAAUAAGCGUGCAAGUUGGGUCUCCGCAAUUCAAGUCUACGAGUACUUCAUUUCCCAUCAUUUGGCUAAAGGCUUUGAAGCUGUCUUUGGUGGUGUCACAUGUUUGCCAGGUUGUUUCUCCAUGUAUCGUCUCAAGGCACGAAAGGGUGACGGUGAUUGGGUCCCUAUCAUCACCAAGCCUGAAAUUGUCCAAGAAUACUCCUCCAACACCAUCGACACCCUCCAUCAAAAGAACUUGUUGCUUCUUGGUGAAGAUCGUUUCUUGACUACUCUCAUGCUUCGCAAUUUCCCUUACCGCAAAAUGACAUUCACUCCUCAAGCUAUUUGUAAGACCAUUGUCCCUGAUGAAUUCAAGGUGUUGUUGUCUCAGCGUCGUCGUUGGAUUAACUCAACCAUCCACAACUUGUUCGAAUUGGUUCUUGUACGCAAUCUUUGUGGUACAUUCUGCUUCUCUAUGCAGUUUGUCGUCUUUAUGGAUCUUGUUGGUACUUUGACGCUUCCUGUUGCCAUUGUCUUGACCGUUGUCCUUGUUGUUUCGAUUGCAAGUACACAAAUCACAAGUUUCCAAACAGCCGUGCCGCUCAUCCUGCUGAUUGUGGUUAUCUUUUCACCGGCGUUGCUCAUUUUCUUGACUACUCGCAAGUGGGUCUACUUUUGCUGGAUGAUUGUUUACCUCAUUGGAUUGCCUGUAUGGAACUUUAUCUUGCCUGUGUACUCCUUCUGGCACUUUGACGACUUUUCAUGGGGUGAAACUCGUAAGGUUGAAGGUGAAAAGAAGGGUGAUGGCCAUGGCAACGCCGACGGUGUGUUCGAUCCAUCAACUGUACCACUCAAGCGCUGGGAGGAUUAUGAACGAAAGCGUGUACGUGCAAACAAGCGUCGUGAGCGUAAAGAGCGCCAACUCCGUGAAAUGGGACCUGUACACUUUAUGCAUUCGGUUGUACCACCUGAUGAAGAUGAGAGCAAGCGUGGUCUUUUGGCGGAUUCCCAAUUCGAUGAUGAUGCUUACAGCAGCCGUUCAGAUGUAUCGGGUCAAGAUCCUAUGGGCUUUUUUGAUCCUUCAAAGGAAGCUCCCGCACGUGCUGGCGCUGGUGGUUAUUAUCCAACAUUCCGCCCACAAAAUGAUGCAUCACCUGCACCUCCACCACCUCCACCAUCUAAUGUCCCAGGCGGCAAUUGGGCAUCUUCUCCACCACCUCCACCACCAGGUCCUGGUCAAUACGUUGGUGCUCGUCCACCACCACCUGGUCCUCAAGGCCAAUACCAUGGUUUCUAA
Molecule: messenger RNA, 3252 nt
Organism: Lichtheimia ornata
Lineage: Eukaryota; Fungi; Mucoromycota; Mucoromycetes; Mucorales; Lichtheimiaceae
Exons: 5
Coding region: 1-3252 (1083 amino acids)
Cellular component (GO): cell periphery; cell septum
Molecular function (GO): chitin synthase activity
Source: RefSeq, a predicted model, not a curated record